Sebastes umbrosus (honeycomb rockfish) is the source of this 8600-nucleotide messenger RNA. It is a transcript of the gene pik3ca, whose product is annotated as phosphatidylinositol-4,5-bisphosphate 3-kinase, catalytic subunit alpha. The coding region runs from base 574 to 3780 and encodes 1068 amino acids. Lineage: Eukaryota; Metazoa; Chordata; Actinopteri; Perciformes; Sebastidae. Gene Ontology annotation, biological process: phosphatidylinositol-3-phosphate biosynthetic process; cell migration; phosphatidylinositol-mediated signaling. The record is from RefSeq and is a predicted model, not a curated record. The transcript has 26 exons. Gene Ontology annotation, molecular function: 1-phosphatidylinositol-3-kinase activity; 1-phosphatidylinositol-4-phosphate 3-kinase activity. Gene Ontology annotation, cellular component: phosphatidylinositol 3-kinase complex, class IB; phosphatidylinositol 3-kinase complex, class IA; plasma membrane.
GUGUGUGUAGAGGAAGGGAGGAGGAGGGCCCGGUCAGACAGCAGCGUGGCUGCACCAGCAGCAGCAGUACCGCAGCAAAGACACAACUUGUCCAGCAGUCGAACCAGCAGUUCAGCUGCUCCUCAUAUAUACCAUCAUCCUCAGCUUGAGCUCUUCUGACUGGACAGAUUGGGACAUCUUUUUUUAUAUAACUGUGCGCCUUUACAACCCCACAACACGGGAGGAUUUAUUUAUUGUCGGUGUGGAGUAAAGGCUGCUGUCACGGAGGCUGACAGACAGACAGACGAGGAUAACAGCCUGCUUUACCGGAGCAGAGAGACACUAACCGGCCGGCCGUUGGGAGACUGGUGGCGGUUGCCUAGCAGGCUAGCAUUAGCCGUUGGAGAGAGAGAAGAGCCUCUCAGAGCAGCAUCCUCCAACACUUCACUGCGUCUGAACUCAGCUGGACAGCGUGAAGAUGGAUUGAAACAUGAAGGGUGGAACUGUCCCAUCAGCAACAUAGAGGAGGGUGUCUCUCUUUAGGUUGUGCUCUUCAGCUUAACUGUGUGACUGAGCUCGGAGACAGAGAGGAAGAUGCCUCCCAGGCCAUCCUCAGGGGAGCUAUGGGGCAUCCACUUGAUGCCUCCCAGGAUCCUGGUGGACUGCCUGCUGCCCAAUGGGAUGAUUCUGACCCUGGAGUGUCUCCGUGAGGCCACGCUCAUCACCAUCAAACAUGAGCUGUUCAAGGAGGCCAGGAAAUAUCCCCUCCACCACCUCCUACAGGAGGAGACGUCCUACAUCUUCGUCAGUGUUACACAGGAAGCAGAGCGGGAGGAGUUCUAUGAUGAGACUCGGAGGCUGUGUGACCUUCGACUCUUCCAGCCCUUCCUCAAGGUCAUUGAACCAGUUGGCAACAGAGAGGAAAAGAUCCUCAACAGAGAGAUUGGUUUUGCCAUCGGUAUGCCUGUGUGUGAGUUUGACCUCGUGAAGGAUCCCGAGGUUCAGGACUUCAGGAGAAACAUCCUGAAUGUUUGUAAAGACUCAGUGGAGCUGAGAGACGCCAGUGGGCCCCACAGUAGAGCACUGUAUGUUUACCCACCGAAUAUAGAAUCCACACCGGAACUUCCCAAACACAUCUAUAGCAAACUGGACAAAGGUCAGAUUAUUGUUGUGAUUUGGGUGAUUGUUUCUCCAAACAAUGACAAACAAAAGUACACAUUGAAGAUCAACCACGACUGUGUGCCUGAACAGGUGAUUGCAGAGGCCAUUCGUAAGAAGACACGCAGCAUGCUGCUGUCCCCAGAGCAGCUGAAGAUGUGUGUUCAGGAAUAUCAGGGUAAAUACAUCCUCAAGGUUUGUGGCUGUGAUGAGUACCUGCUGGAAAAGUACCCCAUCAGCCAGUAUAAGUAUAUCCGUAGUUGCAUCAUGCUGGGCAGGAUGCCUAACCUGAUGUUAAUGGCUAAGGACAGCCUAUACACUCAGUUGCCUACAGACAACUUUGUCAUGCCGUCAUACUCUCGACGCAUCUCCACGGCAACAUCCUAUAUGAAUGGCGAGGCAGCUACCAAGUCGCUGUGGACCAUCAACGGAACCCUGCGGAUACGAAUCCUCUGUGCCACCUAUGUUAACGUCAACAUACGGGACAUAGACAAGAUAUAUGUGAGAACAGGCAUUUACCAUGGAGGUGAACAGAUGUGUGACAAUGUCAACACACAGAGAGUACCCUGCUCUAACCCCAGGUGGAAUGAGUGGCUCACCUAUGAUAUGUACAUCCCAGACAUACCCCGCGCUGCUAGACUCUGCCUCUCCAUCUGCUCUGUCAAGGGCAGGAAGGGAGCCAAGGAGGAGCACUGUCCACUAGCUUGGGGUAAUAUCAACUUGUUUGACUACACUCACACUCUGGUGGCCAACAAGAUGGCUCUGAACCUCUGGCCUGUCCCUCAUGGCCUUGAAGACCUCCUCAACCCCAUAGGAGUCACAGGAUCCAACCCUAAUAAGGAAACCCCAUGUCUGGAGCUGGAGUUUGACCACUUCAGUAGUUCAGUCAAAUACCCAGAUAUGAAUGCAGUGGAGGAUCAUGCAAACUGGACCAUCUCAAGGGAACUGGGGUUUAACUACAACCUCUCUGGACAGAGCAACCGGUCGGCCAGAGAUCACGCCCUGACAGAGAGCGACACGGAGCAGUUGAGACAGCUGAGUAACAGAGACCCUCUUUCAGAAAUCACUGAGCAGGAGAAAGACUUCCUCUGGAGACACAGGCACUACUGCAUGAACAUCCCUGAAGUCCUUCCCAAGAUCCUUCUCGCUGUCAAAUGGAACUCCAGAGAUGAAGUAGCACAGAUGUACUGCCUGUUAAAAGAAUGGCCGUUUACCCGUCCUGAGCAGGCCAUGGAGCUGUUGGACUGUAACUAUCCAGACCCCAUGGUCCGGCACUUUGCUGUACGCUGCCUUGACAAAUACCUGACUGAUGAUAAACUGUCCCAGUACCUCAUCCAGCUUGUACAGGUAUUAAAAUAUGAGCAGUAUCUUGACAAUCCCCUGGCCCGCUUCCUCCUCAAAAAGGCCCUGACCAAUCAAAAGAUAGGUCAUUUCUUCUUCUGGCAUCUCAAGUCAGAAAUGCACAAUAAAACAGUGAGCCAGAGGUUUGGGCUGCUGUUAGAGGCUUACUGCAGGGCAUGUGGCAUGUACCUCAAACACCUGAGCAGGCAGGUAGAGGCCAUGGAGAAGCUCAUUAACCUCACUGACAUCCUUAAACAGGAGAAGAAGGAUGAGACGCAAAAGGUCCAGAUGCGGUUUCUUGUGGACCAGAUGAAGAGACCGGACUACAUGGAUGCUCUGCAGAACUACACCUCUCCUCUCAACCCUGCACACCAACUGGGAAACCUGAGGUUAGAUGAAUGCAGGAUCAUGUCAUCAGCAAAGAGACCGUUGUGGCUGAACUGGGAGAAUCCAGACAUCAUGUCAGAGCUGCUCUUUCAGAACAAUGAGAUCAUCUUCAAAAAUGGAGAUGACUUGCGGCAGGAUAUGCUGACGUUGCAGAUUAUAAAAAUCAUGGAGAAUAUUUGGCAGAAUCAGGGACUGGACCUUCGGAUGCUUCCCUACGGCUGUCUGUCAUUAGGAGACUGCGUGGGUCUCAUCGAGGUGGUUCGCAGCUCCCACACAAUCAUGCAGAUUCAGUGUAAAGGAGGCUUGAAAGGAGCCCUGCAGUUCAACUCAAACACUCUGCAUCAGUGGCUCAAGGACAAGAACAAGGGCGAGAUGUAUGACAUGGCUGUGGAUCUGUUUACGAGGUCCUGUGCUGGCUACUGUGUAGCUACAUUUAUCCUUGGGAUAGGAGACAGACACAACAGCAACAUUAUGGUCAAAGACGAUGGACAGUUGUUCCAUAUAGAUUUUGGCCAUUUCCUGGAUCAUAAGAAGAAGAAAUUUGGCUACAAGAGAGAGCGAGUGCCCUUUGUACUGACACAAGACUUCCUCAUCGUCAUCAGCAAGGGAUCCCAGGAGUGCGCAAAGACCAAAGAGUUUGAGAGGUUCCAGGAGAUGUGUUAUAAAGCCUACCUGGCCAUCCGGCAGCAUGCUAACCUCUUCAUUAACCUGUUCUCCAUGAUGCUGGGCUCUGGCAUGCCUGAACUGCAGUCAUUUGAUGACAUUGCGUACAUCAGGAAGACGCUGGCCCUGGAGAAAAGCGAACAGGAGGCGUUGGACUACUUUAUGAAACAGAUGAACGACGCUCACCAUGGAGGAUGGACCACCAAGAUGGACUGGAUAUUCCACACAAUUAGACAGCAUGCACUGAACUGAUCUCCCGCACACAAACAAAAAACACCAGGCCCACCAUGGAGUAACAGCUCACGGAUGAUGGAAGUUUGCAGCUUGAUUUUUUUUUUUUUUUUUUUUUCUAAACGAUGUUCCUGUUUUUUCUUUUUAUUGCCUUUUUUGUGGUCUUGAUGCCCUCACUCUACCCUCUACUUGUUCUGGGGUCUACAAGAGAGCGUUAUCCUCAUGUCCUGGUGAAGAUGUGCCCUAUCUGGCUGAUGCUUGCAUCCUUGGCUACUAUGUUUCCUCUGUUUUUUCCCCAACAGGGAAACAAUAACAAACUGGGCAACAAAAAAAAGUUUACCCCUUACCCUGCUGCUCUUGCUGGAAAAAUACAAAUUAGACAAAACAGCGUAAAGAAGAAGAAUCUGCUGAUCUAUGUAGCCACAAAGUAAGUUCAACUUGCUGCCCUUAUGCUGUAUUACUUCUGCACUGUGGCUCCACCUCAGAAAGGAGGUGCUUGGGAACCUUUUUUUUUUUCAUCUUAUCACUGGUGAGAACAUAGCGGGCACAAGGAACGUAUCUGACAUAAUAAGUGUUACUCAAAUUUGUUGCACAGUGCAGGAUUACUGGAGUAUGGGGGCUUCUAUGAUGGCUACCACUGCACAGUCUUCCACCAUCUUUGUGGUGAAGUUGCCCUCCUGAGCUGAUCUGGAGUCAGUUUUCCCACCUUUAAACUCUUUGUGAAGAAAUCAGCUCCACAGUCUCCCACGGCCUCUAUGAAAAAGCACUCCACCCAAGGGAACAUUUGUUGGUGGUGCAGCUUUAAACUCUCGCAUUAACUUCAGGGUGAUGCUGCCUCUCCAUCAAAAAAGAAAACAGCACUUAGAAAUACCAGAAUAAUAUAUAGAUUUAUUAUGACUUUUUGAAUUUAUUUAUGUAUCCAGUUUCUUUCAGUUUCAGAGGCAAAACUCAACUCUCCAGAAACACACCAUUGUUUGUGUAAAUAUAUACGGAGUAUUUUUUAGUUUUGCUCAUAUUAGUAUAUCAAGACUGCUGAUGUUUUUUUGUUUUUUUUCCUCUGUCACUUUAAAGUUAAACAUCUCAUUCGACCUUAUCAGUAGCUGCCCAAUUUGUGUUGUUGUGUCUAGUUUGCAGCCCUACUUGGAAUUUGUAAAAAAAAAAAAUGUUUGGGGAUGCAAAUUGGUAAGAAUGAAAGUGCCAGUCUCACAUUUUAUGAAUAAUGGGACCUAUUUUUAGCCUCUGGCUGUCUGUUUAGUUGGCGAGCAGAAGCCCAGGGGAAUGUCACGUCUUCCUGUUGAUAAAAUGCCUUGGCGUCACAGCACAACACUCCACAACACUGCACACUGCUAAGCCCUACAAACUCUGCCUAAACAAGUUGUAGUGAGCAAACCAUGACAAGACUAUUAACAUGGAAAGCUAGAUUUGACCUUCAUUGUGUAUUAUUUUUCAUUUCCAACCAUCUGAGGUUGAUGGACUUUAGCAUUUCUUCCAUUAGAAUAUCUUUAAAAUGUUGACUCAUGGACAAAAUGCAUUCUAACUUGUGUUCAUCACACAGCUGGGGUAUAUUUUUAUCCAGAACACCUUUCACUGAGCCCGUAACCUUGGCAGUAUUUGAGCCAGGCUCUCUGGUACCAUGCACUGUUUAAGCCAUGCUCUUUAUGUUAGAAGCUAACAUUUUACAGAUUAUUUUUUUCCCAGCAGAAACAUCUGAGCAUGUAGCUUUUUACCGUGAAAUGGCAGUUACAGCAACUUUAGUGAACCGAGAGAAACAGCGCAUGUGGGUGAGAUUUAGUCACAAGAGGGAUUUGAACAAAUCUUUGAAAUUUGAUAGGAUCGCUCAAAGGUGGGCAUGGCUUUGUGAACACAGGAGUUGGAGCUGUGGAGCACUGUUGAUCUCCACCCUCACCUGUUGAGGUUGAGGGGGAAGUUAAUUAAUUAGACGUCAGCUACAGUCUUUGUACACAAAUUUUUUUUUUUUACACAUUUGUCACAUAACAAGAGAUAACGGAACAAUUAACACCGGCGCAGGAUUACAGCUUGUUAAAUGAAUUUGUGUUUAAUUGUGUCUUUAAAGAAGACGAUAGUCGCUUUGUCUUUUGAGAUUGGAAAUUUUCAUAAAAAUGAUUGCUAUAAAAGGUGUUUUUAACGAUAAGCAGAGAACCCUGAGUGACAGUAAACUUAACGACUUUGUCAGUUGAAUUAAGAACUUCUCGUACGGUGUGCUUUGUUGAGGAGAGAAUGUAUUAUUUUACAAGAGAAGGUGCCUCAGAUCAGCCUCAUGAGCCCCCGACGCCUCCACUAUGUACCUAGAAAGACAUUUGGAUGUUAUCACUGAUUAUUAUCUUACAAUAUGAAACUCAAUCUGCCAGCACUUUGCCUGCUCAACCUUUGAUUGUAUUGAAAAGCCAAAGUGGUGGUCUGUCCUGAUGUGGCGCACGUGUGUGAUGUCAUAUCGUUGCAGCAUUAAUGGCUAGAAUGUAUUUAAUUGCUAACAUGGACCUUAUGUGCACUCAUCUUAUUUAUGUUUUUUGCAUCAUUCAUGUUUUUCUUUCUGAAGUCAGAUGCAGUGCCACUAAACAUAAACACAGUAGGUUAUAUCAGCAGAGAGCUCUUCUCUUCUUUUUCUUAAUGUGCCAAAUCAGGCAUCACUGAGGCCUGUGAAAGCUAAUGCUGGAAUCGCAUCGCGCAGUAUCAGGCAUAUCAGUUAUGGACGUAAAAUAAAAAGGUUGGGCUAUGCACUAAAAAAUUCUAGUUCUCAAUGCCUUUUUGUCCAGAAGGACUCUGUAAGAAGAAAGUUAGCCUAGUAUGCAUGUUUCUCAAGCAGCAUAAUAACCAGUAUGUAUGAUGUAGAUUUUGAAGCAGCAUUAAGCAGUAUAUAUGUACAGUUACAGUCCAACCUCUUUUUCUAUGGUGGUUCGUGUGCAUUAAUUGUCUUUCUGUACAGGUUGCAGAGCUUCAUUGGCAGGCCCCAAUGAAAACCCACACUGUAUGUAUGUACAUGUCCAUGUGUCUGUGUGUGAUGACACUUAACUGUUGAAGUGGUGGUCUCUUUAAAUGUUUUGUAAGCCUUUCCCCCCCCCCACUGGCUGGUCUGUGCCAGAGAAGGAAAAGCAAAAACAAAAUGUGGAAGUGUUUUGCUUCGUUUGUAAAAGAGGGGGAACUUUUUUCAUACAUAAGUUGUAAAUGUUUUACUUGAAAUGUCACAAAUCAGAACCACAGAUGUAUUUUGUUGGUUUUAAAGUUGCAAUGGGGCGUAGUGCAUUGUCUAUUUAGAACUGAUUGUGUGUGUAUUGUACUGUACGUAAGCACCGAAGGUUGAAGCAUUGUGUACAGGCUAUUUGCUUGAUACUGGCAGUGAAUGUUAUUAAUGUCACAGUCCUAUACAUCAGAGUGACGACACAAGUGCUUUUUGAACUAAUGAAGGCUGUGCUCGAGUCCAAAUUUCAGUUCAGGUGCAGUGAGAACUAUGAUGAAGUAUCUUACAGGGUUUACUAGGAUUUAAUAAUCUUAGAUUUUCAUCCUCAACCUCAAAAUCAUAAGAAUUACGUCCAGCAGCUAAGUGAUAGUUCUCACGUCUUCUCAGAGCAUGUUUGAUUGUUGGAAAAUUCUCCUGGUCUCCAACUUUGGCACUGUAUUGGUGCAGGAAUAAUAAUUGUUGCACUAGUUUUUCCUCCUUUAAGUAAAGGCGUUUGAUGGAUGGCACCCAUGAUUUAUCUCUUUUAACUGUCAAAAAGCUCAACAAUGAAAACACAGGCUGGUAUUUACACAUCUGUCUGACUGGAUGGAUCAACAAUCUGCAGGAGAUUGAGUAUCACAUAAUGAUACAUAAUCAUACCUGCUAUUUCACUAAGUAAGGAAAUGAUUGAUCUCAUCUAAGCAGAGAAAUACUGAUGGAUUUUCUGUGAAGUUUAGAAGAGAGAGGAGGGAAAUCCUAUGUGCAUUCAUCCGCUCUUCACUUAUUGCCCCUGCUAAUACAAUCAUGUGACCUGAGCUAUGAUUCCAACACGAACAGUGGACAUAAUAACAUGAACACCCAGAAAAUAUAAUGCAAUACAUCCAGUAAAUACUUUUGUGAAGCCUAUAUUGUUCCGUUUCUUGAUGGCUGAAGAGUUUUUAUUCUAAGGUGUUUCUGAUACAGUUCCUGUUUGUUCGCCUGAAGGACAGGUGUUCACGUUAUUGUGUCCACCACCUGUAUGAAUGUGGGACUUAAUAUGUAGUGAAUAAGACUGUUUUUUUUUCUUUCUGUAAAGCAUUUAAAACAUUGUCAACCCCACAGUUACUGCUACACAGAUUGUGUUGUUAGAAUGUCAAAGGUUUUAAAGUGUUUGACUUCAAAGAGCAAAUAUGACUAAUCAUUAAGAUUAUUAAAGUGUCAUCAAUUCUGACUUUAAAGAGAAAUAUUCACUAAAUGGUCUGUGGCUUCAUGUUCUUUUUCUGUAUGCAUUGCUCUAAACUACAUUAUAGUGUGUCGCUAAUAUAUUUCCAUACCAACAUAUCAUGCUGUGAGAACCUUAACCUAUACUAUGAAUGAAUGUACAACGGGCCAAUGUUUUGUUUUUCACAGCCUACCUGCAUGACAUUGGGUAAAGAUUCUUUUUUUUUUCUUUAUUUAGUCUGCUAAGCAGCCAUACAGAUGUUUAUAAAUUAAUGCCUUAAGUUUGCUCCGUGUAUGAACAGUUACAUCAUCACAAUAACCUGCGUUUUUUUUUUUAUUUAUAAAUGUGUUUUGUAUUUAAUUUUGGCUCCCUGGUCACAGAGUAAAGGUUUGUACCCUGACUGACUGACUGACUGGUCAUUUGAGUGUUCUGUGAAGAUGUACAAAUAAAUUUGUUAAACAUUCA